UUCCCCCACCCCCGCGGUAGCCAGCACUGGAAAGAGAAGUGGAGGUGGGAGGGAGCGAUGAUGCAAAACUCACUUAAAAAUUGGGACGAGGAAAGGAAGCUACAGUUACGAAGGAGAACCACUUGCAAAAGUUGCCGCAGAGAAGUUGGGAGGCCCAGCAGGUGCCCCAUCCCGCCGGCGAGGAGGAAGCGCCCGGGCCGCAGGACUUUUCCAAACUUGGCAGAUUUUGGAAAAUGCCGGACAACAGCAUGGGGUUCAUCUUCCCAACACUGAUUCUGUUCCUAGUUGCCGUGACCCUUUUCUCAUUCCUCCAGUGGAAGAACGUGCGCGGACCCCCGUGCGUCAGGGGCUGGAUCCCUUGGCUUGGAGCCAGCUUGGAGUUUGGGAGAGCCCCUCUAGAAUUCAUAGAGCAGGCGAGAAUCAAGUAUGGACCAAUAUUUACAGUCUUUGCUAUGGGAAAUCGAAUGACUUUUGUUACUGAAGAAGAAGGGAUUGAUGUGUUUUUUAAAUCCAAGAAAUUAAAUUUUGAACUAGCAGUACAAAAUCCUAUCUAUCAUACAGCAUCAAUUCCAAAGAAUAUAUUUUUAACACUGCAUGAAAAACUCUAUAUUAUGUUGAAAGGGAAAUUGGGGACUUUGAACCUUUAUCAAUUCACUGGGCAACUGACUGAAGAAUUGCAUGAACAACUGGAGAGUUUAGGCACUCAUGGGACAAUGGACCUGGACAACUUAAUAAGGCAUCUCCUUUAUCCAGUCACAGUGAAUGUGCUCUUUAAUAAAGGUUUAUUUCUCACAAACAAGAGGAAAAUCAAGGAGUUCCAUCAUCAUUUUCAAGUUUUUGAUGAAGGUUUUGAAUAUGGAUCCCAGGUGCCGGAAUGUCUCCUAAGAAACUGGUCAAAAUCCAAAAAGUGGCUCCUCACGCUGUUUGAGAAAAACAUUUCAGAUAUAAAAGCAUACAAAUCUGCCAAAGAUAACUCUUUGACAGUAAUGCAGGCUGUGCUGGAUAUUGUAGAGACGGAAACCAGUGAACAAAGUUCCAAGUAUGGGCUCCUAAUGCUUUGGGCUUCUCUGUCUAACGCUGCUCCUAUUGCAUUUUGGACACUUGGAUUUAUCCUUUCCCAUCCUGAUAUCCACAAGAACAUUAUGCAAAGCAUAUCAUCUGUGUUUGGCACAACAGGUAAAGAUAAGAUUAAGCUGUCUGAGGAUGAAUUGAAGAAACUCCUUCUAAUUAAAUGGUGUAUUUUGGAAGCCAUUCGCUUAAGAGCCCCUGGUAUCAUUUCUAGAAAAGUGAUGAAGCCAGUUAAAAUUUUGAAUCACAUGGUUCCUGCUGGUGACUUGCUGAUGCUGUCUCCAUUUUGGCAACAUAGAAAUCCGAAGUAUUUUCCUGAGCCUGAAUUGUUCAAACCCGAACGCUGGAAAAAGGCAAAUUUAGAGAAGCAUGCUUUCUUGGACUGCUUCAUGGCAUUUGGAAGCGGGAAGUUCCAGUGUCCUGGAAGAGUUUUCUGCAUUUGGUGGGGGUCCCUCAGCCAGAUGGGCAAUGCCGAAUUGAAUAUAAACAAAGAAUAUGACACCUGCUGGGCCACCAAAGGGGUAGAGCCUUCUGGAGAAGUGAUGCCACCCUGUCCCCUUCCCUGGCAGCACCUGGACCUAAGAUCUGUUACAAUACACUGCUUUGCUUUAUGCAAGAAAUAUGCAAUUGUGUAUGUUUUUGGUAUCCUCAAGAACAGGAAUCUGACAUCACUCGUGACUGUGUGGUUUAUCAAAAGUGUUGAAAUGAUAAAAAAUUGGAAUUUGAUUUCAUGCAUAACUGUAUUAAAACUUUAAAUAGAAAUAUUGUCAUUUGAAUAGAAAUCUUAGUACAGUAAACUCAAUGAGGGAGCAACAUACUUAGAGAAUAUUAGAUAAUAAUUAAAGGGGUUUUCUAUUUUCCUAAAUGUGAUUGCUAAGUAACGAUUGGAAUUCUUAAGCUCUAUUCAUAUAAUUCUUUAUUAUAAACAUAUCUAAUGCUGAAAGUGUGAAUAAGAUGAUAGUUUUCUAAGACAUGUGAGGUCAGGGAUUCUACACUGUACUAUGCCUAGGACAGCACUUCUCUAUAAGGAAUAUUCAGUAAAUGGGUGUUGAUUGGUGUAUUGAUUUAUAUUUUAAUUAAGGUGGAAGCACUGUUUGACUCAAGAUGCUUACAAUUAUACUUUGACAUAAAUACUAGGCUUGCUGGAUGUAGAAACACAAAUAUGAUGUUGUGCCAAAGCAAACAACUGCAUUUGAAUCUGUUCUUCCUUGUAACUGUGAAAUAUUUACCAUAAAAUCCUGCAAAGAAAUCCUAUCAUGCUCAGGAGAAACAUAUGACACUGUUCACAGUGAUGAACAUUAAACAGUGAUGUCGUGAUUUAUCUCUCAGUAGUCAAUAAAAUGCUGCCUGCCUCUUGUAUUUCACAGUAAGUUUGAUAGUGCAUGCUGUCUUCUGGGGCUUAUUUGCUUCCCUGCUAGAAUUAUCCCCUGGGGUUGAUAAUGAUUGCUUAGUCAUCUAUUUCCUACCAACAAGCACAUGACUCCCUAGGAGAAAAUAAAGUA
Lepus europaeus (European hare) is the source of this 2570-nucleotide messenger RNA. RefSeq names its product 24-hydroxycholesterol 7-alpha-hydroxylase. Gene Ontology annotation, molecular function: steroid hydroxylase activity; heme binding; iron ion binding. Bases 234 to 1823 code for a protein of 529 amino acids. The transcript has 11 exons. NCBI's taxonomy places the organism in Eukaryota, Metazoa, Chordata, Mammalia, Lagomorpha, Leporidae. Gene Ontology annotation, biological process: cholesterol homeostasis; bile acid biosynthetic process. The record is from RefSeq and is a predicted model, not a curated record.